Molecule: messenger RNA, 1077 nt
Organism: Pestalotiopsis fici W106-1
Lineage: Eukaryota; Fungi; Ascomycota; Sordariomycetes; Amphisphaeriales; Sporocadaceae
Exons: 2
Coding region: 1-1077 (358 amino acids)
Molecular function (GO): FAD binding; D-amino-acid oxidase activity
Source: RefSeq, a predicted model, not a curated record
AUGGCGACAACAAACGACCCAAUGCGCGUUGGAAUACUUGGCGCAGGCAUUGUGGGGCUUGCGUGCGCCUUGAAAUUUGUUGACGCUGGGUACAGUGUCAUCGUCGUGGCCAGAGAUCUACCGGGUGAUGCUUCUCAAGAUUGGGCGAGUCCGUGGGCGGGUGCGUUGCUUGCUCCAUAUCCCGGUGGUGACCAACAGAUGCAAGAAAUAUCCCUUGACUUCUACAACCGUCAUUCGAGCGUGGAGGGCACCGGAAUAAGUGUGAGCUUGCCCUUUUCCCUCGAGCUCAAAACUGAAAAACCGCAAUCUUAUGACAAGGCGCAGGAGUUGAGAAUUACGGAGUAUUACGAUGACCGCGACACAGACGAGACGAUAUGGUACAAGUCUCUGUUCUCGGACUUUACAUGGAUGUCAAAGUCGUCCUUGCCCCCACAUGCAAAGAUCGGGUUCUCUUAUACGGGCCUGACAGUUGAUCCUACAUUCCUGCUCCCGUGGAUUAUGGAGAGGCUGAGACAAGGAAAUGUCGAGUUUAAGCGUCACACGGUGAAAGCAUUGGGCGAAGUUCGUUAUUUGACUGGUGCGGAAUUGAUCAUCAAUGCUUCUGGCCUCGGAGCCGGCAGCUUGGCUCGUGACUCCUCAGUCGAGGCGAUUCGUGGGCAGACCAUGUUUGUCAGCAUCCCUCCUGAGCGAUCGGGUCUCUACAACCAGGCAUUUCUCUUUCAAGGAUCCGAGUAUACGUACGCGAUACCACGCCGUUUCAGUGGGGGGGUCAUUCUUGGCGGGGUGUCGCAGCACGGUUCCGAGGACCGGGGGGUACAAGCGGGCCUCCGCCGUGACAUUCAGCAGCGCAUCAACGCUGUGCCCAACCAGUCUUUCACUUGGCUAAAUGUAGAAGUCCCCAAUGUUGCCAUCAAGGACAUUGUCGGCUUUCGGCCGGGGCGCAAGGGCGGCUUACGGGUGGAACGAGAAGAUAACACGAUUCACGCGUAUGGUGCUGGUGGCUUAGGAUAUGUGUAUGCAUUUGGAAUGGCCGAACGGGUAGCUGAUUUAGUGACAAAGCUCAGCUCCAAGUUGUAG